Messenger RNA from Columba livia (rock pigeon), 890 nucleotides. It is a transcript of the gene PCP4L1, whose product is annotated as Purkinje cell protein 4 like 1. Lineage: Eukaryota; Metazoa; Chordata; Aves; Columbiformes; Columbidae. The record is from RefSeq and is a predicted model, not a curated record. The transcript is spliced from 2 exons. The coding region runs from base 16 to 408 and encodes 130 amino acids.
ACCCCACACCUUUGGAUGGCGGCAGCUGGGGGGGUAACAACGGCCACGACCUCCCGGACCCCCCGGUUCCCGCUCGGUGGGGCGUCGAAAUUCGUCGCGGGGGGGGUUGACACAUGCGGGGGGCGGGUCCCCUCUCGGCCCCGCCCCCGCGUCUCAUUGGCUGUUCGCGGCCGUCACUCAACCGCGCCCCUUCAAAGGGGCCGCGGCGUUCGGGGCCCCGCUCACCGGGAGCGGCGGCGGCACCGGAGCGGCGAUGAGCGAGCCAAAGCCGGCGACCCCAAGAAGGUGGAGGAGGAGGAGGAGGAGAUCGACAUCGACCUGAGCGCACCCGAGACGGAAAAAGCCGCGCUCGCCAUCCAGGGCAAAUUCCGCCGCUUCCAGAAGCGCAAGAAGGAGUCGGGACCCUGAGGGGCUGCGGGGUCCCGGGUCCCCCCCCCUCUACAGCCCCAUCCUGAGCUCCGCCGCACCGGGGGGGCAGCGUGAGGGGCCGGGGGGGGCUCAGCCCGUCCCUCGCCCACCCCGGGUGCAGCUGGGGGGUCGAUGUUGGGGGGGACAGCACCGAGUCCGGUGUCCGCCGGAGGGGAGGUGGCCCUUGGGCGAGGGGCUGGCGCGCAAUCGCCUUUUUCCCCGGGGCGGUUCCGAUUUUCCUGCCCCUGGGUGUCGCGGGGGGGGGGGGGGGACACACACUCACCGGUGUCCCCUGAGCGGGGGGAGCUCCUGUCCCAUCCCGGGGGGUGCGACACGGCGGGAGGGACUUGCUGCAGCCCACCAGGGCUCCCCAUCUUCGCACCGCUCCCUCCCCACAUUCCUGUCAUUGUCACCGUCCUCUCGCCUGGCGGGGGGGGGACGGAUUUUAGCAUGUGUAAAGAAUAAAACAUCGGGGGAGAGGA